Thamnophis elegans (Western terrestrial garter snake) is the source of this 2279-nucleotide messenger RNA. It is a transcript of the gene PLRG1, whose product is annotated as pleiotropic regulator 1. Bases 124 to 1671 code for a protein of 515 amino acids. Gene Ontology annotation, molecular function: protein binding. Gene Ontology annotation, cellular component: catalytic step 2 spliceosome; precatalytic spliceosome; Prp19 complex. Gene Ontology annotation, biological process: mRNA splicing, via spliceosome. Lineage: Eukaryota; Metazoa; Chordata; Lepidosauria; Squamata; Natricidae. The record is from RefSeq and is a predicted model, not a curated record. The transcript is spliced from 15 exons.
ACGGUUGCCGGAAGCGACUGUUGGUAACAGACUUGGUUGUGGUGUAAGUGGGAGCUGUGCGUUGCCGUUGAGGGGGGGAAGCCGAAGCCGCAACGGGCGGCUUUACCGAGGCCAGCUGCCAUCAUGGUGGAGGAAGUGCAGAAGCAUUCUGUCCACACUCUUGUAUUCAGGUCUUUAAAGAGGACUCAUGAUAUGUUUGUGGCUGACAACGCAAAACCUGUAUUAUUAGAUGAAAAGAGCCACAAGGUUAAGAUGGCAGUUAAACUCCGUACAGAGUAUGGAUCUGUGCUACAUAUGCCUAUAUUGAAAGAAUGUGUUCGAGAGAAGGGUCCCCAUGGCAUAGUAGAGUCCUAUGGACACAAGCAGUAUCUUCAAAACCCAGGAGAGGAUGAUUAUUUGAUAACAGGAACACAUCCAUAUCCUCCUGGACCUGGAGUGGCUCUGACUGCAGACACUAAAAUCCAAAGGAUGCCUAGUGAAUCAGCAUCUCAAUCAUUAGCUGUGGCACUGCCAUCUUCUCAAUCCAAAAUCGAAUCAAAUAGAACUGCUGCUGGUGUAGGUGAUAUAUAUAGACAUGCUGGGAUUUCUGAGCGUUCACAGCCUCCAGGUUUGACUAUGGCUAUGAUGGAAGCUGGUGGGAAUAAAAAUUCUGCAUUGAUGGCAAAAAAAGCUCCAACAAUGCCAAAACCACAGUGGCAUCCACCAUGGAAGCUAUACAGAGUGAUCAGUGGACAUUUGGGAUGGGUGAGAUGUAUUGCAGUUGAACCAGGGAAUCAGUGGUUUGUUACUGGUUCUGCUGACAGGACUAUAAAGAUUUGGGAUCUUGCAAGUGGCAAAUUAAAACUGUCUUUAACAGGACAUAUUAGUACAGUUCGAGGUGUAAUAGUCAGUGCAAGAAGUCCUUAUCUUUUCUCAUGUGGGGAAGACAAACAGGUGAAAUGUUGGGAUCUUGAAUAUAAUAAGGUUAUUAGGCAUUACCAUGGCCAUCUCAGCGCUGUGUAUGGUUUGGAUUUGCAUCCAACAAUAGAUGUGCUUGUAACUUGUAGCAGAGAUUCAACAGCACGUAUUUGGGAUGUAAGAACAAAAGCUAGUGUGCAUACAUUGUCAGGACACACAAAUGCUGUGGCAACAGUGAAGUGUCAAGCAGCAGAGCCACAGAUUAUCACAGGAAGUCAUGAUACCACCAUACGUCUCUGGGACAUGGUAGCAGGGAAAACACGGGUCACGUUAACAAAUCACAAGAAAUCCGUAAGAGCAGUUGUCUUGCAUCCAAGACAGUACACAUUUGCAUCUGGAUCUCCAGAUAAUAUAAAACAGUGGAAAUUCCCUGAUGGAAAUUUUAUCCAAAACCUUUCUGGCCAUAGUGCUAUUAUCAAUACAUUGGCUGUGAACUCAGAUGGAGUCCUGGUUUCUGGAGCUGACAACGGUACAAUGCACCUUUGGGAUUGGAGAACUGGGUACAACUUCCAGAGGGUGCAUGCAGCUGUACAGCCUGGCUCUUUGGACAGUGAAUCGGGAAUAUUUUCUUGUGCAUUUGACCAAUCUGAAAGCAGACUUCUUACAGCUGAAGCUGACAAAACUAUAAAAGUCUAUAAAGAAGAUGAUUCUGCGACUGAAGAAACUCAUCCUGUUAGCUGGAAACCUGAAAUCAUCAAGAGAAAACGAUUUUAAAUGAGACCAAACCUCCAUUGAUGUGCCAUAAUCCCAACCCUUUGUUACAUAGCCGAAACACUGCUAAAGCCAUUGCUCAGUUUGCAGUUUUUACAUUUUGUAUUGCUUUCUUCUCUGAGUUUUUCUCUUCUCCUAUAAUGCUUUCUUUUGGAAUUUAUCUUUUCUCUCAUCCUAGAAAAAUCAGCUGCAGUUAUUACAUGUACAUUACAUAGUGCUAUUAACUGUAGACCAUUAAAUGUUUGUGUGUCUUUUUGUGUGGAUGGAAGGUGGCGCUGUUUUCUUUCUGCCUUCUUGAUGAAGAAGUAAUGUUUGAAAUUUUGAUGAUUUUUUUUUAAAAAAAAACUUGCAUACUACUCUGUCCUAGGACCCUGAAUGGUAACAUUGUCAAGGGAAAACAAAAGCCAUUGUAGUAAUGAUUCACGUCCUUAAUACAAUGUGCUGCUUGUAAAGAUGUAAUCCAAUACAUUUCAUUUCCCCUAAAAUAGAAGACUUAACUGCAGUCUCGUAUGUUGAAUGUGCAUCAUUCUGCUUGAGUCACGGUUCUAUUUUUGCCUAUCCCAUGUUUGAAUCAUCAUUAAAAUUUUAUUGAAACAACCUUUUAAAAAUAA